UCCCCGCAGGAUACAAUAUGGCGCCGUCCAUGUAGCUGCUCCUGGAAGGCGUGGAGGGAAGGCUGAGCUUGCUGCGCUCUCUGGCUGUGACACAAAAUGUUCUGAUGAAGGCUAAGUUCACUCCACUGGCUUGGUUUAUGAGACACUGCAUCCUGCAGCUGGGCAGAACUGUAACAAAUCAGCUGGCUGGAAGGGGCCGGAGAUUCCUGCCACCUGAAGAUCUGCCAGCUAGAAAGCUCUGUCCUUCCAAGCACAUGGAAGGGGAAUGCCCACAGGAAGCCAAUGGCUCCCAUCCAGAGCAGCGUGAGGAGCAGCCGCCUACAUCUGAUCUAGCGAUGGACACUGGGAGCUGCGCUGGCCCCAUGAAAACUGGGGAGACCGUGAUCAUGGAGGGGAAAGCAAAGAUAAUCUUCCCCAGUGCCAACGAAGUGUUCUACAACCCUGUGCAAGAGUUUAACCGAGACCUGACGUGUGCCGUGAUCACAGAAUUCAUUCGCCUUCAGCUUUCAGCCAAGGGGAUUCAGAUUGCCGUGCCAGGAGAGGAGAAGGUCGAGAAGGUGGUUGUGGAUCUUUCCGAAGGGGAGGAGGCUGGGUCAGAACCAGCACCCGAAGGGGAGAGGGCAGCGGCAGUGGGAGAAGUGUGCAAGGAAGGAGUGCGGAUCUUGGAGGCCUUGGCCGCCUCAGGGCUCCGCUCUAUCCGCUUUGCCAAGGAGGUGCCCGGCCUCCGGGCUGUGGUGGCCAACGAUUUCUCCUCCAAAGCCGUCGAGCUCAUGGCGAGGAACAUCCAGUUCAAUGAAGUUGGGCACCUGGUGACGUCGAGCUUGGCCGAUGCCAGGAUGCUGAUGUAUCAGCAGAAGGCAGAGAAGCAUCCGUUCGACAUCAUCGACCUGGACCCAUACGGCAGCCCUGCCACCUUCCUGGAUGCCGCCGUGCAGGCGGUGAGUGAAGGAGGCCUGCUGUGUGUUACCUGCACCGACAUGGCGGUGAUGGCCGGGAACAGCGGGGAGACGUGUUACAGCAAGUACGGAGCCAUGUCCAUCAAGGGCAAGUUCUGCCAUGAGAUGGCCCUGCGGAUCAUCCUGCACAGCCUGGACCAGCGCGCCAAUUGCUACCAGCGCUACAUCAUGCCGCUGCUGUCGGUUAGCGCCGACUUCUACAUCCGGGUCUUCGUGCGGGUCUUCACUGGCCAGGCCACCGUGAAAGCCUCUGCCAGCAAACAGGCCCUGGUGUAUAACUGUGUGGGCUGCGGGACGCACCGCUUCCAGAGACUCGGCAAGAUGACCAGCCACGGGAGCAAUUUUAAAUACUCGGCGGCCUCUGGCCCCCCAGUGGGCCCCUCCUGCGAGCACUGCCACCAGCGGCACCAGCUGGGUGGCCCCAUGUGGGCGGAGCCCCUCCAUGACCUAGCUUUUGUCCAGAGGGUCCUGUCGGCCUUGGGGAGCAACCCGGGACGGUUCGGGACACAGGAUCGGAUCCAGGGGGUGCUCAGCAUGGUGACCGAGGAGCUGAGCGACGUCCCGCUCUACUACACCCUCGACUGCCUGAGUAGCACCAUCCACUGCAACACGCCCUCCCUGCUGCAGUUCAGAUCCGCCCUCCUCCACGCCGGCUACCGCGUGUCGCUCUCCCACGCCUGCAAGAACGCCAUCAAGACGGACGCCCCGCCCUCCGCCCUCUGGGACAUCAUGAGAUGCUGGGAGAGAAUCCAUCCAGUGAAGAGAGAGCGACUCUCGGACACCAGCCCAGCCUUCCACAUCCUCUCUGUGGAGCCCACGCUGCAGGCAUCCUUCACCAUCCGCGAGGACGCCAACCCCAAAUCCAGGAAGCAGGGUCUGAAACGGUUCCAGGAGAAUCCCGAAGCAUACUGGGGCCCUAAAGCCAGAGCUAAAGCAGGGGGGGGCAUUUCCACCUCCCUGCAGGACAAGAGGAAGCUGCAUCAGAACAAGCGGAAGGAGAGAGCGGAGGACGGGGGCCGCUUGAAAAACACCCCCUGCAAGAGGCUCAAGGAGUGUGCCUUUGAGUGAAAUGUCCUGCACCACCCUGAUGAGCCAACUGCCUCCGGAUCCCCGCCUCACUGAAACUCACUCCCCCAGCAUCUGGAUCCCACCACUGAGACCCUCACACCCAGACCCCCUGCCAAGCUCUAUCCCCCUGACACCUCCCAAGCCCCAACCACUUUCACAUGGACCUCCCAGCAGAUUCCCACUACUGUUGCACCCAGAACCCCCCCUCCCAACAAGCCCCUGUGCAUCCAGAUCCCCCCACACCCAGAUUGCCCCACACCUGGAUCCUUCCACACUUGGAUCCUGCCUUCCUGACCACACCUGGCAUGGAGGGGCAGGGCCCUGGGGUGUUUCUGGGGCAGGCUGGGUCCUUGCACUGUGUCAGGGUUGGGUGCAGCCUCAUUGCUGAGUGUGUCCCGGGGGAGCUGCACAGUGAUCUCCCACCUCUCUGCAGCCAGGGGCCUGUGCACACCAGUGCCAGGCUGGAGCCUCCACAUUUAUUUGACAAAUAAAAUUUGCAGAAUUUUAAAA
Molecule: messenger RNA, 2534 nt
Organism: Chelonia mydas (Green sea turtle)
Lineage: Eukaryota; Metazoa; Chordata; Testudines; Cheloniidae
Gene: TRMT1
Product: tRNA methyltransferase 1
Exons: 17
Coding region: 105-2024 (639 amino acids)
Biological process (GO): tRNA N2-guanine methylation
Cellular component (GO): nucleus
Molecular function (GO): RNA binding
Source: RefSeq, a predicted model, not a curated record